Molecule: messenger RNA, 3544 nt
Organism: Rattus rattus (black rat)
Lineage: Eukaryota; Metazoa; Chordata; Mammalia; Rodentia; Muridae
Gene: Septin14
Product: septin 14
Exons: 10
Coding region: 135-1424 (429 amino acids)
Biological process (GO): cytoskeleton-dependent cytokinesis
Cellular component (GO): microtubule cytoskeleton; septin ring; cell division site
Molecular function (GO): GTPase activity; molecular adaptor activity; GTP binding
Source: RefSeq, a predicted model, not a curated record
CCCAACUGUUGCAAAUACAGUGAAUAUUAAUUUGGUCCAAACCCACAGAUAGCAAGGGAGAACACACCAAACUCCAAGUCUGUUCGGACUGCGCACUUCACAGCUGAGACCCGGGGCAGACUUCUCAGUCUGACAUGGCAGAAAAACCAAUCAACACGUUGGUGCAAACCCCUGGCAGUGAAGAUCCAGAAAACGAGAACAUCCGUUGCUUAACCACUCUUGGCCAUUUUGGGUUUGAAUGUUUGCCCACUCAGCUGGUGAACAAAUCAAUCCAGAAAGGAUUCUCUUUUAAUAUUCUCUGCGUGGGAGAAACUGGAAUUGGAAAAUCAACUCUGAUCAAUACACUGUUCAAUACGAAUCUGAAAGAGGCCAAAUCUUCCCAUUUCUACUCGAAGGUUGGACUGAAGGUGAAGACAUAUGAACUUCUGGAAAGAAACAUUCCCCUGAAGUUGACUGUUGUGAAGACGGUCGGGUAUGGCGAUCAGAUAAACAAGGAAGCCAGCUACCAGCCAGUCAUUGACUACCUGGAUGCUCAGUUUGAAGCGUACCUCCAGGAGGAGCUGAAGAUCAAGCGCUCCAUGCCGGACUACCACGAUUCUCGAAUCCACGUCUGCCUUUACUUCAUCACCCCUACAGGACACUCCCUCAAGUCCCUGGACUUGAUAACGAUGAAGAGCAUUGACAAACGGGUGAACAUCAUACCGCUGAUUGCCAAAGCGGACUCGCUUUCCAAGAACGACCUGCAGAGGUUCAAGAACAACAUAAUGAGCGAGCUGAGCAGCAAUGGCGUCCACAUCUAUCAGUUCCUGGCGGAUGACGAAACUACUGCUCAAGUAAACAACUCGGGGCUGUUACCCUUUGCUGUGGUGGGGAGCAUGGAGGAGGUCAAAGUUGGAAAAAGAAUGGUUAAGGGCCGCCAUUACCCUUGGGGCGUUUUGCAAGUGGAAAAUGAAAACCACUGUGACUUUGUGAAGCUCCGGGAUUUGCUUCUGUGCACCAACAUGGAAGAUCUGAAAGACCAAACCCACACGCAGCAUUAUGAAUGUUACAGAAGCAGCAGGCUGCAGAAGCUGGGCUUCAGUGAUACGGGCCCCAACAACAAGCCAGUGAGUUUUCAAGAGAUGUAUGAAGCCAAGAGACAAGAGUUUCACGAUCAGUGUCAGAGGGAGGAGGAGGAACUCAAGCAGACGUUCAUGCAGCGCGUCAAGGAGAAGGAGCUGACCUUUAAGGAUGCGGAAAAGGAGCUGCAGGACAAGUUCGAGCAUCUGAAGAGAAUCCAACAAGAGGAGAUCCUGAAGUUGGAAGAAGAGAGGAGAAAACUGGAAGAGCAAAUCAUAGAUUUCUAUAAGAUGAAGGCUGCUUCCGAGUCAGCACAGGCUCAGGUGUGCAUGAACGUAAAGAAGGACAAAGAUCGUAAGAAAUAGUCUUCUCUUACCUUGCCGUCUGAUUUCAGAAUGUCCCGUCUGAUUUUAGAACCCAUUAUCCUCUACUCCUAUACCUGUGAGCUUGUCUUCAUAGCACUUAGUUUUGACUGAAAUGCUAAUCUUUUUUUAAAAAAGUGACUCAGCACAUGUCGUUCUCCACAAGAGUGUCAAAUACUUGGGAAGAAGAUACGGUUUUUUGUUUGCUUGCUUGCUUCUAACAAAAUUUCAAUUGUGGGAGGAAGAUGUGUGUUUUUUUUUAAAAAACAAAAAUCUCAAUCAUUUGAUUUUACCGAUGAAGGCUCAGGAGUCAGAUGCUGGGUGAAAGCCUGCUAGCUCAGAGAGGCAGAGAGAGAACCCAGCUGACCUUUCUCCAGAGCUGAAGUGACCCUCACUGAAUUCCCCUCUCCCAUGCCACCUCAAGUAACCUCCAAACUGAAUGUUCCUCCCUUCUGCUUCCUGUGCAGCUAUCUCUGUCCUGACUCUCUAUGGUUUUUUUCCUUAGUGAUUCUAUGUUCCUGUCCUAUCAACUGGCUGCUUGCUCUAUCUAUCUCUUGACCUAUGGUUGACUUUAUUAAAUCUUAUCUACACUAUUCAAGUAGAAAGUUCUUGGAUCAAAGGUGUGUGCUAAGGCUGAGCUGCACCACAACUAGAAACAGACUUUUCUAUAAAUAGCAAAAUCUCGGGGUUCGAAGUGUAAUCAAAUAUCCUGCAGCAUUUCCCCAUUUUUUGUCUAAAAAUGAAAGGGGUUUUAACUCUAACACAGUUUAGAACUGCUUUAAGUUAUAAAAAUAAAGCUGAUUCUUUAAUUACACCAUUAUUAGAAGUUGUGGCUAUAGAGACAACAGUUUUAGAGACAUAGUCUAAAACUGUUUAUAACAAUGUAGCUAUUUCUGCCGAGCUUUCUACAAAGUCUAGCUUGGUUGUAUUUUACAGUCUUAUGAUUAAAUAUUUUUUUUUUUGGUUCAAAGUUCCUUUAAAUGUUUGUGUCAGUCUCAUAUGAACUCAGCAAUUUGAAUUUCCUAUUAGUUUAUAGUGUGAAGCUGAUCUUUGGGUGGUGUUUGUCAGAUAAAUGGCAAUCCUGAUCAGGCAGAACACAGCAGUCAAGCCCAAAGGCAUCCAUUGUGCGCACAUCAGUAGCAAGAAAGCUAUCCUGGGACAAAGUCCCUGGUGUUGUGCCUUUCCAGGCUAUACCCAUUGUAGCUGAGCAAGAUGGUGGGCUGUCUUCAAGAUGCUCACUCCCGAGUGGAGUCCACCACAACCCUAACUCUAAGACUGGGGGUUUCCUCUUUUGGCAGGUUAUAUCUUUUCUAGGGCAGAAUGUUUUUGGCAACAGAGAAAGUAUUAUGUUUCGAUUGAAAUUAGACUCUUGAAAAUUUGAAACUAAAUAUACCUUAGUCUGAGUGGAUAAAUAUACCCAUAUUCCCCUUUCUCUUUGUAUAUUGAUUUGAGGCUUAAGUGUAUUUAUUUUUAGAUCACAAAGGACAUUCACUUUAAAUUUCAGCCUGCCGUUUUUGCAAAGCAUCUUUUAAAUCAAAAUCACUGUAAUUCUUAUAGGCCUGCCUCUCAAAUGUUGGGAUAGAAGGUGUGAACCACUACCUGGCUAUGGAUCCCUUAUAAUAGUCCUUUUCAUAGGGUUGUCCUGCUUUAAUUUGUUUCUCCAUUUCUCCGUAUUUUUUUAGUGUUAAGGGUAAACGUUGACUUACCUUGUUGAUUCAUUCUGAAUUUGUUCUCUAGCAAAUUUUAACAUUCUAGUCUUAAUUAAACACGAUGCCAAUUUAUCCACUAUUUUAUUAUUUUCAGAUGUUUUGUCCAUCUUGCCUGAAUGAACCACACUAAAUUUAAUGCUUUUGCUAAGUUUUGAUAGGUUUUUCACUUCCAUUCAUAUCUGCUAGUUAGUGGUUUAUCCAUUUUGAUGUCCGUAUAGUUAAACCUUUGCACACACACCAUGAAUUGGAUAGAAUUGUGUGGUAUACCUGUAAUAUGCUUUAUGUUGUAAUAUGCAAAGAAUUUCAUUUUACUAGAGACCUAUGCUAGAGCAUUAUCAGUCUUAAUUUGUACAGGUAUCUGCCGCAGACCACCCAGGGGAGUGUGUCAGCAGAGGGACCAAGGCUUGGAUUUCA